Amoebophrya sp. A120 is the source of this 1754-nucleotide messenger RNA. NCBI's taxonomy places the organism in Eukaryota, Dinophyceae, Syndiniales, Amoebophryaceae. The record is from the annotation of a GenBank genome assembly.
GAUGUUCUUGACUGCGCAAUCUCGCGCCGUUUCCAAAAGAGAGUGCGGAAGCGUGAGAUGUACGACGCAACUUCUAUGUUUUUUGUUGAUGCAUGUCUGCGCUAGGUAGUUUACGUCGGUCCAUUUCGCUGAGACAUAACGUCUCCGAGUCGAGGUCGCUUUGCUAGAAACAGCACGUUCGCCAGCGUAAAGCACAAAAAAAAAAUUAUGUCGUCCCUGAGGACCUCGCCUACUGUGGCAGUGCAGCAAGCAUUUCGCAUUGUGCAGUACAAUGUGCGGCGUUUCCUUACCCCGGCCGGCGACUCGACGGUUUCCCAAAUCGCGUCGGCGCUCGCGCCUCUAAAGCCCGACAUCGUAUGCUUGAACGAGGUGGAUCUGCGCAAGGACCCGGACUGUUUGACCUCCUUGGCCAGCCAGCUGAGCACCCUGCAGGGGAAUAAAACGCAGUACGAGAUUUCCUUCUGGGGCCACGUGAAGGAGCUGUACGGAUAUCCCACAGAAAAAAGCUGGCAGGUCACAUUUGUAAUGCAAGAAUAAAUACACAAAGAAAUUGCGUAUCGUAAACAGCAUGCUAUGAGGCCGCCCAUGACAGAUUUUUCUGUGUAUUUAUGUUUGCAUUACAGAUAUGCCCUGCCAGCUUUUUUCUGUGGGAUAACGGGAACGCGGUGCUCACCGCGCGGGAGACCUUCGCUGUGACCAAAGUGGUGAAGCACCACGUGCCGGGCGGCAGCUGCUUCUCCUUCCCCGCAGGCACAAAAAAGCUGAACGGGGAAAUCGCGAAGGAGAACGAGUCGCACCGCAUUGCGCGCGGCUUGCUGGAAGUGUGGGUUUCUUUUCGUGAGGAAACAGCUCGUGGUCGACCACGACGAGAGGGGACAGCACGGCCGGGGGACGGAGAAUAUAGCAGCCCGGAACUACAUGAACUGCAGACCGAGCAGCAGAAAACUACAGCAACCGAAAAACCCAAUUCCCCUGCGCAUCCUGCGACGUCACUCUCUACUUCCAAUAAUCUUUUCCGGAUCUUCGCAACGCAUCUAGACCACAUCGCAGAGCAGGAACGGGAAACGCAGCUGCGAUUUGUUCGGGAGCAACUAGUUUCGCACGAGUCUCCCGCUAUUUUGGUGGGCGACCUCAAUGCGCUCACCAAGGCGGACUACAGUGAAGCGGAGUGGAGAACCCUGGAAGAGCGACACGCGGAAAAAGGCUGGGCGGCGCCGAGUUCCGGGUGCCUGGACAUCGUUCUAAAAGAACAACAACAAAGCACGACGGGGGAAGAAAGCGGGAGCCAGCACGCAUUAUUUCCGAAGCUGGUGGACACCUUCGCGGCGUACCACAGGUCUCAAAUCCAACACCCCCCGGCAGGAUCCGUGCAACAUGCCCACCAAGCAGAUCUGUCCACUCUGCCGGCAGCACAGAAAUUUUCGGCGCACGUCGGACACCCACUGUAUCGGAUCGACUACUGCUUGGCGAGCGAGGAUGUUUCAGCCGUGGUUGCUACUGCAGCGGAUGGCACAAAGAACGUCCUGCAAGAGAAAGCGGGUCUUGCGGUUCUAGAUGGGUGGAGGGUGGACAGGGCGGAAAUUCUUUCCAAUAUCCAACUGAGUGACCACUUUCCUGUUCUGACUGAAUUUGUGCGGGAUAGAGAACUUGUUUGGGAUGAUGUAGUGCAAUCUGUUGGAGCGUCAGACAAAAAAGAAAAACCAAGUGAGGAAUCAGGAAAUUUAGAAUUGCAGACGUCUAAAAUAUUUGCGUAU